AUGGAUGUCCCUGAGCCUGAUCAGUCGCCGUUCAUGGCCGUCUCCGCGCAGACCUCGAAAUUGACACGGCGCUACCAAGCCUUACUCGAUGCCUCGACCCCGUACACAACCUACCGCUGGGUAGGCUCCGGCGCUCUUCUUUUCCUCUUCUUCCUGCGCAUCAUCUUUGCGCAGGGCUGGUAUAUCGUCGCCUAUACACUCGGAAUCUACCUCCUGAACCUCUUCCUCGCUUUCCUGACUCCUAAAUUCGACCCCUCUCUCACCCAGGACGAGGGCCUUGAGGACGGUGACGCCGGCUCCCCUAGCCUCCCUACCAAGAAGGACGAGGAGUUCCGGCCUUUCAUCCGCCGUCUGCCAGAGUUCAAGUUCUGGCACUCGGCCACCCGUGCCAUCGCCAUUGGUUUCGUCUGCUCCUGGCUCGCCGUUUUCGAUAUCCCGGUCUUCUGGCCCGUGCUGGUUGUUUACUGGAUCAUCCUUUUUGUUUUGACGAUGCGACGACAAAUCCAGCACAUGAUUAAGUACCGCUACGUGCCUUUCUCAUUCGGAAAGGCGCGGUACGGCCGUUCAUGA
Molecule: messenger RNA, 570 nt
Organism: Penicillium bovifimosum
Lineage: Eukaryota; Fungi; Ascomycota; Eurotiomycetes; Eurotiales; Aspergillaceae
Product: Rer1 family protein
Exons: 4
Coding region: 1-570 (189 amino acids)
Biological process (GO): retrograde vesicle-mediated transport, Golgi to endoplasmic reticulum; protein retention in ER lumen
Cellular component (GO): Golgi membrane
Source: RefSeq, a predicted model, not a curated record